Phytophthora nicotianae INRA-310 is the source of this 1191-nucleotide messenger RNA. RefSeq lists its product as hypothetical. The record is from RefSeq and is a predicted model, not a curated record. Gene Ontology annotation, biological process: tRNA wobble uridine modification. Gene Ontology annotation, cellular component: cytoplasm; transcription elongation factor complex; elongator holoenzyme complex. The coding region runs from base 1 to 1191 and encodes 396 amino acids. NCBI's taxonomy places the organism in Eukaryota, Oomycota, Peronosporomycetes, Peronosporales, Peronosporaceae. The transcript has a single exon.
AUGAAAGCAGUGUUUUGUACAUCAUCCAAGCAAAGCAUCAUAAGCGCUGAUCAAGACUCGAUGAGCUUUCGACGCAAGUCCACCGGUUCCUCGUCAUCACUACGCAGCGGGACCAAGCCGUUUCUCAAUGGUCAGACACUCGUGUCCUCUGGAAUAAACGAGUUAGACGCAGCUUUGGGCGGUGGUUUGCUGUUGCGUACGUUAAAUGUGGUGGAGACGUCCGUGCCCGUCUCUGACGCUACGUCUUCUCGUCUCGACUUGAGCUCCGGGUCCUCCGAAGCUCUGGCCAUUGAUAUGCUACGAUAUUUUGUGGCUGAAGGCGUCGUCGACGGCAAGCAACGCGUUGCAGUAGUGUCCCCCGAUGCGACGGCGUUUGUCAACGAGCAACUGCCGCUGGAGCUGAGCCUUGCCCAACGUCAAGUGAAGCAGCAGCUCGCAGACAAAGCGAAGGAUGAUGCACCGUUGACUAUCGCGUGGCAGUAUGGCAAGUACGACCAGAAGCAACAGAAUCAGAAGCAACGGUUCUGCCACAGCUACGACCUGUCCAAGACGAUGCAUCGGGAGAUGGUGGCGGCUAAUGAGCCCAUUGCCAUCGAUCCGUUGAGUUGGAUAACGGGGACUGACGUUGGCGACACGUACGAGCGUAUUUACCUUGCGAUCGAGGAGCUAGCGCAGCAGCAGAAAACGGAUGGAGACGGCCAAGUGUUGCGUGUUGGAAUACUUGGGUUGGGAUCGCCGUUAUUUGGACCUCCUGACGCUGCGCAUAUGAUGGCACUGUUCGGGUUCUUCAGAAGGCUGCGGGCACUGCUAAGCCAAUCGACGGGUGCCGUGUGUCUUGCGUUGCUAGGUAGUGAUGCGGUGAGCGCCUUCCCUGCUGCGUUUAUCAAUGAGCUUCGGCAUCUGAGCGACUCCGUGCUGACGCUGAGUUCCUUUGCUGGCACGCGGGAUCUGCUACCUGAUGAACUGCAAGAGUUCCAAGGCUCUUUGACUUUGCUUAAACUGCCACGUGUGCAUGCUCUGGCAUGCCACGCACCAAGCAAUACACGCUUCGGUGUCAAACGGGAGCGUCGGAAGCUGAAGGUGGAGAAAUUCCACCUCCCACCCGAAGGCUCACGCAGCAGCAGCAAUAGUUCCAGCAGCUGCGGCGGUAACACAUCCAGUUCCGGUGGUACCGACCUGCUAGCGUUCUAA